Molecule: messenger RNA, 6372 nt
Organism: Gasterosteus aculeatus aculeatus (three-spined stickleback)
Lineage: Eukaryota; Metazoa; Chordata; Actinopteri; Perciformes; Gasterosteidae
Product: nuclear factor 1 X-type
Biological process (GO): regulation of transcription by RNA polymerase II
Cellular component (GO): nucleus
Molecular function (GO): RNA polymerase II cis-regulatory region sequence-specific DNA binding; DNA-binding transcription factor activity, RNA polymerase II-specific
Source: RefSeq, a predicted model, not a curated record
UCCGGCAACAGCAAAGAGACCAAGUCUUCCUCCCCCGGCGCGCGCUCCCUCUCUCACUGUUUUUUUUGGAAGCUGAACUUUUAAAGGAAAAUGGGGCAUUGAGAGAGUUGGCAGAUCUCCCCACGCUAUAAUGGCUACUGACACCUACCUGGUGAACGACGAUCCCACCAGAGGCCCAGGGAUGCCUGAAUGCUUCCUCGUGUCUGAUACGUACAGGGAUGAAUUCCACCCCUUCAUCGAGGCCCUGCUGCCCCACGUCCGCGCCUUCGCCUACACCUGGUUCAACCUGCAGGCCCGCAAGCGCAAGUACUUCAAGAAGCACGAGAAGCGCAUGUCCAAGGAGGAAGAGCGCGCGGUGAAGGACGAGCUGCUGGGGGAGAAGCCGGAGAUCAAGCAGAAGUGGGCCUCGCGCCUGCUGGCCAAGCUGCGCAAGGACAUCCGGCCUGAGUUCCGCGAGGACUUUGUGCUCACCAUCACGGGGAAAAAGGCCCCCUGCUGUGUGCUGUCCAAUCCCGACCAGAAGGGCAAGAUCCGCCGCAUCGACUGCCUGCGCCAGGCCGACAAGGUGUGGCGCCUGGACCUGGUGAUGGUCAUCCUGUUCAAGGGCAGCCCCCUGGAGAGCACGGACGGCGAGCGGCUGGUCAAGUCGCCACAGUGCACCAACCCUGGCCUGUGCGUGCAGCCGCACCACAUCGGAGUGUCCGUCAAGGAGCUGGACCUCUACCUGGCCUACUUCGUCCACACGCCAGAAUCCGGACAAUCGGACAGCUCCAGCCAACAGGGGGACACAGACAUCAAACCACCGCCCAAUGGGCACCUGAGUUUCCAGGACUGCUUUGUCACCUCGGGGGUGUGGAACGUGGCAGAGCUGGUCAGAGUGUCGCAGACACCCGUAGCCACGGCGUCAGGUCCUAACUUCUCAUUGGCUGACCUGGACAGCAGUCCCAGCUACUACAACAUCAACCAGGUGGCUCUGGGGCGGCGCUCGCUCACCUCCCCUCCUUCUACCAGGUCUGAGGUGGAGUUGUACGCAAACCUUCCACGGAGCUCUACCAAGAGGAAGUCAUUAGACGACAGUGAGCUGGAGAGUCCCACGGAUGAGGUUUUCUACCCGGGACGCUCGCCUGCUGCCAGCUCCUCCCAGUCCAGUGCGUGGCCCAACGACAUGGAUGCAGUUCAGCAUCAUUUGGCGAGUGUGCAGGAGAGGAAGAUAAAACAUGAAAACGAUGGCGUGCAGUUUCCUUACCAUGGACUGUCCUCGCCUGGUUCACUUAAGAAGCCGGGGAAGUUUGAUUUCAACGCCCUGACUUCCCAGACGAGGUCCCCCCGCAUGGCGUUCACACACCACCCGCUGCCUGUGCUGGCAGGAGUGAGACCAGGGAGUCCCCGGGCCUCAGCCUCAGCUCUGCACUUCCCCUCCUCCUCCAUCAUCCAGCAGUCCAGCCCGUACUUCACCCACCCCACCAUACGCUACCACCACCACCAGGACCCGCUUAAGGAGUUUGUGCAGUUUGUGUGCACCGACGGCUCAGGCCAGCCCAGCGCACAGCCUAAUGGAGGUGGCCAGAGCAAAAUGCCGGGCUCCUUCCUGCUGCCCCCGCCACCCCCGGUGGCACGCCCUGUGCCCCUCCCCAUGCCCGACUCUAAAAUCAUCAGCACGCCCACUGACGGCGGACUCAGCUCACCCGCAUCUCCGUCAUACUCCACGCCAGGCUCCACAGCUCCCCAACCGGUUUGUCGGCAUCGGAACACGGGACAACUUUUCUGAAUAUCCCCCAGCAGACUCAGUCCUGGUUCCUCUGACGAGGCCUCUGAACCAAGAGCUAAAAUUGUGUCAUGAAAAUUGGAAAUUUGAAACACAAACACAUCACCGCUGAUUAAGAACAGAAUGCUGACACUAGAAGGUCUUUCUCUCUAGCCAACACUAUUCAAAGUACUACUACAGAACAAAAGAAAUACAAAAAGGACCCACACCAGCCCAAGUGGACCCUAACACCAUUUGAACGUUCAACCCCCCCCUUUGUGCAAGAGGCUUCGAUGAGAUUGAGUGGACAGACUCGGAAUGCAAGGAAGAGGAAGAGGAGGAACUGCCUCACACACACACACACACACACACACACACACACACACACACACUUCACCAAUAUCGGAAAGGAAACACAAUAUCGCAACCUGACAAAUGACCAAUCAUUCAUUUAUUGUUCCUUUUAUAUAUAUAUAUAUAUGCUUUAUUGUCUCCAACUCCAUGGAAACUCCAUGCAUUGGCCGGCACAUCCCGAAAGAAACAAACCGUAGUGGUGAACGGCGAAGUUGGAUGUGCAAGUUUCAAAAAGAUCGCCAUCCAAAUUAGUUCCGCCUCCACGUCUGUGGAUUUCCCAUCCGACCGCCACCGCCCCGCCUGCAGCUCAGCGCCCCGCCUCUUCUUGUUUGCCAAUUGGCCAAUCACGGUGACGCCAUCCGACGGUGUGACGUACAUGCAGUAAGUGGCUAGUCUGUGUGUACCUGUCAGAAGUACCAAGGCGUCCUGCUGCGGGGUAAGCGAUGGCCGCGAGGCGUGAACACGCGGCACACGAUCAUAACACUAACGCUACAUGUGCCGUCCCCCCCCACACCUCCUAUGCACUAUUAAUUUUUGAUAAAGGAUGAGCGGUAUUGCACGUCGACGGUCCGAUGAGCGAUUAGAGAAGCGAGUCGAGGCUGUGGCUGCUCUUACGGUGGAUUCUAGGCCCUGUAACAUGCAGCACACGCACACAUGCACACGCACAAACACAGGUGCACACUUGCAGACAGCACAACAGUCAUUUCAUCAUCUUAUUAUUCAAAUUUCAUUUUCAGUAAUGCACUCGCAUCAUCGGCUUCAUAUUAUUGGCUAUUAUUGGCUUUAGGUGUUUUUUUGUGAUUAUUUCUUUUUUUUGGGGCCAGAUUUGUUUUUUGUCGCACUUGGAUUGUUUUAAACUUCUCUUGCAUGUCAUAACACUCUUUCAUUUUCCAUAGUUUGCAGCGUUAAAACGGAUUUCAGCUUAUCAGUAACAUUAGUUUCUAAAAUCUCUCGCGUAUGGACAUCACAGUAACAACAGCUCAUCACAUGCAGCCCUUGCAUUGCUUCAUCCCUUUAACCCCAGAGGACUACACACACACACACACACACACACAAACCACGCACAAAUAGAAUGCACUCUAACACCACCAACAACUUGACAUAAAGUAAUAAAGGGAAUCCUUUAUAUUUGGUUCUCCAGACUGCCUUUGUUAAUGGUUUUUCAUUCACUUAAGAUUUGUCUUUUUUAAUUUGACAUAUAUAUUUUUUGUCUACGUCAAUGUUGACAUUGAAAUUUGCCAUCGCUAUCAUUCUCACCAUGACACAAUCCGACAAAAGCCAGCCUCACAAAAUAACUGGACUGCCUAGCUGUUCUAUUUUGCAGGGAUAGUAAACGGGGCUUGGAUGUCGCUCUAAGCCGCUCUAGUAACAUUAGCUCUAUCUACUAAAACCAUAUAUCAAGACUAUAACAAUAUAUGAAAGUGCCUCUGUAUUCCCUUCAUUCAAUUAGUAAUAAACUCACUUCAGGUUCUCUUCCCACGUAUAAGCUAAAGCUAUGCUGAAUAGCGUUGGUGCUUGUUUAAACAAUCGGCCGAGGACAGAUCUUUAUAGAGGACUGCAAACCUUUUUCCUUUUGUUUUUUUGUAAAGACAGAGAGAGAGAGAGAUCUUAUACAUAUAUAUUUACAAUAUAUACUCCUUUUUAACUCUUACUACAUGAGCUGAUUGGCAGUCUAGUUAUUUUCUGACCAACUUCCACCGCACCCCCUUCGCGCGCGCACACACACACACACACACACACACACGCAACUGUUUCAGUGAUAUCUGCUCACUGUUACCAGUACGAAUGAAACGGCACACGCCAUGGCCAUCCGCAGCGCAGCAUCGUAACGACUAAAUGAACGUGUCAAAAAGAAUUGACAAUAGGUUUGAAGAAAAAAAAAGUGUUUGUUUUUUGAUGGAAAGUAUUAUUAUUGAAAAAUAUGUGUCGAUUGAGCCACGUGCAAUGCAUUGGGUAGAUCAUUGUGUUUGUCUGUUAGAGAUUUUUAAGAAAGCUAAGAGAAAAGAGAAAAAAAAUGUAUUUGUUUCAAGUCCGUAAGCACCGGGACUCUAAACCAAGGGGCGACGAAAAAUCCUAGUCUUUGUAGGUUGGGGGUAUUUGUUUUUAUUUCCUUUGUCUCUUUUUUAUGUUUUAUGUGUAAUCAAUUGUUUAUAAAAAAUGUGGGAGGGCUUUAGAAAAAAAAGAAAUUCUACACAACUUUGGGGAAAAAUAUUCUCUAUCAGAUGAAAUUUGGUGCUUUAACACUAUAAAGUACAUUCAAACCUAUUGUACAUGAAUGGUAAUGAACAAAAGUAACAGACCAUUUAGGGAACCGCAUUAUUCCUCUCUAUUUUUAUUCUUCUUCUAUUUGUAUAGAGUGGGGGGAGAGGUUCCUAAUCCCUAAGGUUGUGACACAAAAGGCAUUUUGGUUCAACCUUUUAGAGAAAACGAACAAACUGUCAAGAAACACGUGUGACGACUGCCUGAAAACGCACCAGCAAACAACGACAAAUCGACCCGCCCAAUUCAACUCAUUUUUUUAUCUCACACAUGAGCAUAAACACACAUCCAGACCUCUUUUAUGCCCACUAUCACGCUUCUGGAUCUAGAGCCGGAUAAAGUCCACCCGGGUGAGUUGGCACCCAUGUGCAAUGGAAAGAGUAACAGGUCAGACGUUUGGCUUCCUGCGCACAUAGCAGACCACAUAAGGGGUAAUAGAAGCUUGAAAAGCCGAAAAAGAAGUGAGAUUGAAAGUAUUUCUAAAACAGGUGAGCCUCUCCCCUGUUCAGCCCCCCUCCUCUGUAAAUUACUCUUAUAGUGCUCGUGCUGUAGUGUAUAGUUUCCCAGCAGUUAAAGGUUGUCCCUUAAAAGUGCCUUUUGUUCACAGACUCCAUUUUGUAAUCCAGAUCGCCCCCCCCCCCCCCCACUGGAGGGAACCGGGUGGGCCUGAGUGCUGCGAGGGGGCCCGAGGUCAGCGCUCAGGGACGACUUUUUAUUUCCUGCCGCCUUCCAAAAGAAUCUCCCCCCUUGUACCACCCCUAUAUCCUCUCUUCCUUUUCAAAGGCGGAUGUGUGUGUAUAUAUAUAUAUACACACACAUGUGUAUGUGUAUAUAUCUAGUACAAAAGGAAACUGGUGUGAAUUAGUUCUUUACUUUUUAUUGAUGAAUGACAAAAAAAAAAAAAAAAAACCUUUUUGGAAAGGCAAAAAAACUUGUUCUCGUUCAGGUCUUGCUUUUUUCUUCCCCUCUGUCUCCGCUGUCUUGUUUUCUCUUAGACACUGGGGUAGUCUGUAACUGUGUGUCUGCCUCUCUCCCCCUCUGUCUCUCUCCCCCGUCCUCUCCGCUGUUGUGGGAGGGCGGGAAGAAAAGAAAAAAAAAAUUAUUGCCGAAAAAACUUUUGUCCGAGCAGAAUGCAGUUAGCUCACAUGUUAUUCUUGUCUGUACGCUUCACAUUGUAUUACCAUACCCAUCUUCUUCAGCUUCUCCAUUCAACAGCUAAUGUAAGUGAACAAAUUACGCUGACGGGCUUUUGGGGGUGUCCUUGGGUGGGCUAGGAAAAGGACGACUGGGGUUUGGGUAGAGGGUGGUACCAACUGCUCCAGGAUGUUGGAAAGGGGCUGCUUUGAGUAGGAUAAGAGUUUAGCUAUUUAUUUUUUGCCGUUGUUUAAUUCCCCCUAUUUUUUAUUUUGGUUUCAUUUUAAUUUGGAUUUCUUUCAAUAUUUGCUAUCGGGGUAUGCUGUCGUUUAGGCUCUCUUCAAGGGACGCCUUUGGACUGUAAAUGAAAGCUGCAAGCACCUUAUAAACGGACUUGUCCUGCACGAGGCUGAAAGAGGGUGUCUUUUCUGUAUUUCCAGGAUAUAUCGACAUCCAUUCAAACCAAUCUCAUAAAGUGAAGUAUUAUUGUUCGCCAGGCCAAGCAGUAUUAUCCACUUACAACCAGAUCGAUUAAAAAGGCCAGCGUGAACCAGGUCCCUCCGAUAUUGGAGGAAGUCCCUCCAUUAGUCUCCUCUGAACCACCUCAUGCCGGACUGCUCUGUGUCUUUGUUCUGUCGUUCUUUUUGUUCUCUUUAUCUUCUUCGGCGUGCGUGUAUGGUUAUCGGUGUAAUAGGCAGCACCCUAGGCCCUCUGACCCCCAGCUCUUUUGCACCUCAGUGCAGCACCACUUCUUUGUGAGAACACCCCCAGAGCUCUAGGUGAAAUGCAUGUGUUAAUUACAGUUUCUUUUCCAUAAGAAGAAAAAUACAGUUUGAGAAGAGCAGCACCUGAUUGAAUAAAAAAGGAUGUUCUUGACUGUA